GGGACCUGCGACUGGACGCGACGGGCCGCCACCGGCCCGCACCACCCGGCCGCCACGAUGUGCGACUGCUUCCACAUGGUGCUGCCCACCUGGCCCGGAGCCCCCGGCAGCGUGUCUGGCCGGCAGCUGCAGCCUGAGGAGCCAGAUGCAGAAACUGAGGAGGACCGCUCUGUGACUGAAGGGCCUGUGGAUGAGAUCAUUCGGCCCCGGCCACAGGGGUCCUCACCUGUCUAUGAAUGUGUGACUGAGGGUGCCAGCUUCAGACUCCCGGAAGACACGCCGAGGAGGCCAUCAGGGAGGCGGAGGUCCUGGUGGACGCGGGAUUCAGGGGACUCCCGGAUGCUUUCCAAGAUGCGCCAUCCUGAGUCCACGCAGGACGAGACAGAGGUGACGCUGAAGACCGAGGCGGAGGCCGGAGCCAGUGGCUACAGUGUCACAGGCGGCGGGGACCAGGGGAUCUUUAUCAAACAAGUGCUGAAGGACUCCUCAGCUGCUAAGCUCUUCAGCCUGAGAGAAGGGGACCAGUUGCUCAGCACAACCAUAUUCUUUGACAACAUUAAAUAUGAAGACGCUCUCAAAAUCCUUCAGUACUCGGAGCCCUACAAGGUUCAGUUCAAAAUCAAACGGAAACUUCCUGCCGCAGAAGACGAGGAGUGGGCUGCCGGCGAGGCUGAGCAUGGCCCAAAGGGCAGUGAGAAGCAGGACCAGGAUGUCGCUGAUGGGUGCACAGAGACCCCCACAAAGAUGCUGGAAGGAGAUGGGGACCAGGAGAGACUCAUCUCCAAGGCCAGGGAGGACAGAGGCAGACGACCCCAGAGGGAGAGGCUCUCCUGGCCCAAGUUCCAAUCUAUAAAGACCAAGCGCAGGCCGGGGCCCCGGAGGUCACACAGCUCCUCGGAGGCCUACGAGCGAGGGGACGUGCCUGACGUGUCCCCCACGAGCACAGACACGGAGGCCCAGCUCCCGGGAGAGGAGCGUGAGCGGAGGGCGGGACCAGGCAGCCAGCGGAAGACAAGGUUCCUGAGCCUGAGGUUCAGGAUGGGCUCAGGGAAGGCUGCGGGUCUAGAAGGCAGGGGGGCCCCAGGGGGAACAGUCCAAGCCGGCGUUCUGGAGGAAGCAGUACCUGGCGAGGAGGGGCAGGGGGCCGCCGUGGUGGCCGCGGACAGCAGGAGAAAAGACAGCAUGGCAGGAGUGCAGGAGGAGGCAGAGCCUCCCACAGAGCCCGGCCUGUCCCUGGAGGGCACCCUGGGGGAGGGGGCAGGCCUGGCACCCAGAAGCCGCAAAAAGAAAAAGGAGGCCAAGGUCCAGGAGGAGACAGUGCCCCAAAGGACAUCAGGGGUGGGCGCAGCCCCAGGAUGCAGGGAGGAGGGCCCCAGGGAGGGCGGGCAGGGGCUAGAAAUUGGAAUUGCCAGGUUGUCUCUGCAGGAGCCCAGGGACCAAGACAGCCAAGAUGGCCGGGAACCCGAAUUCCAGAUUAGAAUACCUAAAUUAAAGACACCCAAGUUCACAUUUCCGAAAGGAAAAGCGCUGGGGGCAAAAGGAGCUGGAACUGCUCUCCAUCUGGAAGACAGGCAGGGAGGGUACCCCGGAGAGGACUUGGGGACCAAGGAGGAUGGAGGAGGGGAAACAGAUGCUCAGGGAAGACCUGCUCUGGUCCAGAAGCCAGACCAGGAGGACAGAGGAACACAGGAAUAUGCGACCGAGAAGAGGGUGGAGGACACCAAGGGACGGGACAGGGACGUGGGAGGAAGGGAAGGAAAGACGAAGAUGCUGAAGUUCAAACUACCCUCAUUUGGGUGGUCGCCAGGGAAGGAGCAGAAAGGGGAUGCAGUGAAACAGCCCCAGGAGACAGAGAAGGAAGAGAACAUGUUACUAAGUCUGCAAACAGACAUAUGUCAAGAAGACGGAGGAAUCAGGAGCAGAAGAGAAAAAGAAAUGGAACUUCCAGAACAAAAACUACCACAGAAAGAAACAAUUGAGACAAAAGAGGAACUGGCGGCGGGCAUCGGACUGAAGGGCCACCUGCCCAAGGUACACAUGCCCGGCAUCAAGGUGCCCAAGGUGGACCUCAACGCCCCGCAUGUGGACAUCAAGGGGCCCAAGUUGGAGGUGAAGGGCGCCAAGGGCGAGGUGACGGCCCCCGACCUAGAGGUGUCCCUGCCCAGCGUGGAGGUGGACACCCAGGCACCGGGCGCAAAGCUGGAGGGGGUCCUGGCCCUGGGUGACAAGGAGGUGGCCGCCAAGGAGAACAAGUUCAAAAUGCCCGAGUUCAAGAUUCCAUCGUUCGGCGUGUCGGCGCCAGGCAAGUCCAUCGAGACCGCGGUGGACGUGUCCCUGCCCAAGGCCCAGGCGGACGUGUCCCUGCCGUCCGUGCAGGCCGACGUGAAGACCAGUGACCUCAGCAUUGAGCUGCCGCCCGCCGAGCUGGACGUCAAGGCCGCCGAGGCGGCGGUUAAGCUCCCCGAAGGCCACCUGCCCGAGGUGGAGCUCAAGGAACCGGCGGCGGGCAUCGGACUGAAGGGCCACCUGCCCAAGGUGCACGUGCCCGGCAUCAAGGUGCCCAAGGUGGACCUCAAGGCCCCGCAGGUGGACAUCAAGGGGCCCAAGUUGGAGGUGAAGGGCGCCAAGGGCGAGGUGACGGCCCCCGACCUAGAGGUGUCCCUGCCCAGCGUGGAGGUGGACACCCAGGCACCGGGCGCCAAGCUGGAGGGCGUCCUGGCCCUGGGUGACAAGGAGGUGGGCGCCAAAGACAGCAAGUUCAAAAUGCCCAAGUUCAAGAUGCCAUCGUUCGGCGUGUCGGCGCCAGGCAAGUCCAUCGAGGCCGCGGUGGACGUGUCCCUGCCCAAGGCCCAGGCGGACGUGUCCCUGCCGUCCGUGCAGGCCGACGUGAAGACCAGUGACCUCAGCAUUGAGCUGCCGCCCGCCGAGCUGGACGUCAAGGCCGCCGAGGCGGCGGUUAAGCUCCCCGAAGGCCACCUGCCCGAGGUGGAGCUCAAGGAACCGGCGGCGGGCAUCGGACUGAAGGGCCACCUGCCCAAGGUGCACGUGCCCGGCAUCAAGGUGCCCAAGGUGGACCUCAAGGCCCCGCAGGUGGACAUCAAGGGGCCCAAGUUGGAGGUGAAGGGCGCCAAGGGCGAGGUGACGGCCCCCGACCUAGAGGUGUCCCUGCCCAGCGUGGAGGUGGACACCCAGGCACCGGGCGCCAAGCUGGAGGGCGUCCUGGCCCUGGGUGACAAGGAGGUGGGCGCCAAAGACAGCAAGUUCAAAAUGCCCAAGUUCAAGAUGCCAUCGUUCGGCGUGUCGGCGCCAGGCAAGUCCAUCGAGGCCGCGGUGGACGUGUCCCUGCCCAAGGCCCAGGCGGACGUGUCCCUGCCGUCCGUGCAGGCCGACGUGAAGACCAGUGACCUCAGCAUUGAGCUGCCGCCCGCCGAGCUGGACGUCAAGGCCGCCGAGGCGGCGGUUAAGCUCCCCGAAGGCCACCUGCCCGAGGUGGAGCUCAAGGAACCGGCGGCGGGCAUCGGACUGAAGGGCCACCUGCCCAAGGUGCACGUGCCCGGCAUCAAGGUGCCCAAGGUGGACCUCAAGGCCCCGCAGGUGGACAUCAAGGGGCCCAAGUUGGAGGUGAAGGGCGCCAAGGGCGAGGUGACGGCCCCCGACCUAGAGGUGUCCCUGCCCAGCGUGGAGGUGGACACCCAGGCACCGGGCGCCAAGCUGGAGGGCGUCCUGGCCCUGGGUGACAAGGAGGUGGGCGCCAAAGACAGCAAGUUCAAAAUGCCCAAGUUCAAGAUGCCAUCGUUCGGCGUGUCGGCGCCAGGCAAGUCCAUCGAGGCCGCGGUGGACGUGUCCCUGCCCAAGGCCCAGGCGGACGUGUCCCUGCCGUCCGUGCAGGCCGACGUGAAGACCAGUGACCUCAGCAUUGAGCUGCCGCCCGCCGAGCUGGACGUCAAGGCCGCCGAGGCGGCGGUUAAGCUCCCCGAAGGCCACCUGCCCGAGGUGGAGCUCAAGGAACCGGCGGCGGGCAUCGGACUGAAGGGCCACCUGCCCAAGGUGCACGUGCCCGGCAUCAAGGUGCCCAAGGUGGACCUCAAGGCCCCGCAGGUGGACAUCAAGGGGCCCAAGUUGGAGGUGAAGGGCGCCAAGGGCGAGGUGACGGCCCCCGACCUAGAGGUGUCCCUGCCCAGCGUGGAGGUGGACACCCAGGCACCGGGCGCAAAGCUGGAGGGGGUCCUGGCCCUGGGUGACAAGGAGGUGGCCGGCAAGGAGAACAAGUUCAAAAUGCCCGAGUUCAAGAUUCCAUCGUUCGGCGUGUCGGCGCCAGGCAAGUCCAUCGAGACCGCGGUGGACGUGUCCCUGCCCAAGGCCCAGGCGGACGUGUCCCUGCCGUCCGUGCAGGCCGACGUGAAGACCAGUGACCUCAGCAUUGAGCUGCCGCCCGCCGAGCUGGACGUCAAGGCCGCCGAGGCGGCUGUUAAGCUCCCCGAAGGCCACCUGCCCGAGGUGGAGCUCAAGGAACCGGCGGCGGGCAUCGGACUGAAGGGCCACCUGCCCAAGGUGCACGUGCCCGGCAUCAAGGUGCCCAAGGUGGACCUCAAGGCCCCGCAGGUGGACAUCAAGGGGCCCAAGUUGGAGGUGAAGGGCGCCAAGGGCGAGGUGACGGCCCCCGACCUAGAGGUGUCCCUGCCCAGCGUGGAGGUGGACACCCAGGCACCGGGCGCCAAGCUGGAGGGCGUCCUGGCCCUGGGUGACAAGGAGGUGGGCGCCAAAGACAGCAAGUUCAAAAUGCCCAAGUUCAAGAUGCCAUCGUUCGGCGUGUCGGCGCCAGGCAAGUCCAUCGAGGCCGCGGUGGACGUGUCCCUGCCCAAGGCCCAGGCGGACGUGUCCCUGCCGUCCGUGCAGGCCGACGUGAAGACCAGUGACCUCAGCAUUGAGCUGCCGCCCGCCGAGCUGGACGUCAAGGCCGCCGAGGCGGCGGUUAAGCUCCCCGAAGGCCACCUGCCCGAGGUGGAGCUCAAGGAACCGGCGGCGGGCAUCGGACUGAAGGGCCACCUGCCCAAGGUGCACGUGCCCGGCAUCAAGGUGCCCAAGGUGGACCUCAAGGCCCCGCAGGUGGACAUCAAGGGGCCCAAGUUGGAGGUGAAGGGCGCCAAGGGCGAGGUGACGGCCCCCGACCUAGAGGUGUCCCUGCCCAGCGUGGAGGUGGACACCCAGGCACCGGGCGCCAAGCUGGAGGGCGUCCUGGCCCUGGGUGACAAGGAGGUGGGCGCCAAAGACAGCAAGUUCAAAAUGCCCAAGUUCAAGAUGCCAUCGUUCGGCGUGUCGGCGCCAGGCAAGUCCAUCGAGGCCGCGGUGGACGUGUCCCUGCCCAAGGCCCAGGCGGACGUGUCCCUGCCGUCCGUGCAGGCCGACGUGAAGACCAGUGACCUCAGCAUUGAGCUGCCGCCCGCCGAGCUGGACGUCAAGGCCGCCGAGGCGGCGGUUAAGCUCCCCGAAGGCCACCUGCCCGAGGUGGAGCUCAAGGAACCGGCGGCGGGCAUCGGACUGAAGGGCCACCUGCCCAAGGUGCAUGUGCCCGGCAUCAAGGUGCCCAAGGUGGACCUCAAGGCCCCGCAGGUGGACAUCAAGGGGCCCAAGUUGGAGGUGAAGGGCGCCAAGGGCGAGGUGACGGCCCCCGACCUAGAGGUGUCCCUGCCCAGCGUGGAGGUUGACACCCAGGCACCGGGCGCCAAGCUGGAGGGCGACCUGGCCCUGGGUGACAAGGAGGUGGCCGCCAAGGAGAAAAAGUUCAAAAUGCCCAAGUUCAAGAUGCCAUCGUUCGGCGUGUCGGCGCCAGGCAAGUCCAUCGAGGCCGCGGUGGACGUGUCCCUGCCCAAGGCCCAGGCGGACGUGUCCCUGCCGUCCGUGCAGGCCGACGUGAAGACCAGUGACCUCAGCAUUGAGCUGCCGCCCGCCGAGCUGGACGUCAAGGCCGCCGAGGCGGCGGUUAAGCUCCCCGAAGGCCACCUGCCCGAGGUGGAGCUCAAGGAACCGGCGGCGGGCAUCGGACUGAAGGGCCACCUGCCCAAGGUGCACGUGCCCGGCAUCAAGGUGCCCAAGGUGGACCUCAAGGCCCCGCAGGUGGACAUCAAGGGGCCCAAGUUGGAGGUGAAGGGCGCCAAGGGCGAGGUGACGGCCCCCGACCUAGAGGUGUCCCUGCCCAGCGUGGAGGUGGACACCCAGGCACCGGGCGCCAAGCUGGAGGGCGUCCUGGCCCUGGGUGACAAGGAGGUGGGCGCCAAAGACAGCAAGUUCAAAAUGCCCAAGUUCAAGAUGCCAUCGUUCGGCGUGUCGGCGCCAGGCAAGUCCAUCGAGGCCGCGGUGGACGUGUCCCUGCCCAAGGCCCAGGCGGACGUGUCCCUGCCGUCCGUGCAGGCCGACGUGAAGACCAGUGACCUCAGCAUUGAGCUGCCGCCCGCCGAGCUGGACGUCAAGGCCGCCGAGGCGGCGGUUAAGCUCCCCGAAGGCCACCUGCCCGAGGUGGAGCUCAAGGAACCGGCGGCGGGCAUCGGACUGAAGGGCCACCUGCCCAAGGUGCACGUGCCCGGCAUCAAGGUGCCCAAGGUGGACCUCAAGGCCCCGCAGGUGGACAUCAAGGGGCCCAAGUUGGAGGUGAAGGGCGCCAAGGGCGAGGUGACGGCCCCCGACCUAGAGGUGUCCCUGCCCAGCGUGGAGGUGGACACCCAGGCACCGGGCGCCAAGCUGGAGGGCGUCCUGGCCCUGGGUGACAAGGAGGUGGGCGCCAAAGACAGCAAGUUCAAAAUGCCCAAGUUCAAGAUGCCAUCGUUCGGCGUGUCGGCGCCAGGCAAGUCCAUCGAGGCCGCGGUGGACGUGUCCCUGCCCAAGGCCCAGGCGGACGUGUCCCUGCCGUCCGUGCAGGCCGACGUGAAGACCAGUGACCUCAGCAUUGAGCUGCCGCCCGCCGAGCUGGACGUCAAGGCCGCCGAGGCGGCGGUUAAGCUCCCCGAAGGCCACCUGCCCGAGGUGGAGCUCAAGGAACCGGCGGCGGGCAUCGGACUGAAGGGCCACCUGCCCAAGGUGCAUGUGCCCGGCAUCAAGGUGCCCAAGGUGGACCUCAAGGCCCCGCAGGUGGACAUCAAGGGGCCCAAGUUGGAGGUGAAGGGCGCCAAGGGCGAGGUGACGGCCCCCGACCUAGAGGUGUCCCUGCCCAGCGUGGAGGUUGACACCCAGGCACCGGGCGCCAAGCUGGAGGGCGACCUGGCCCUGGGUGACAAGGAGGUGGCCGCCAAGGAGAAAAAGUUCAAAAUGCCCAAGUUCAAGAUGCCAUCGUUCGGCGUGUCGGCGCCAGGCAAGUCCAUCGAGGCCGCGGUGGACGUGUCCCUGCCCAAGGCCCAGGCGGACGUGUCCCUGCCGUCCGUGCAGGCCGACGUGAAGACCAGUGACCUCAGCAUUGAGCUGCCGCCCGCCGAGCUGGACGUCAAGGCCGCCGAGGCGGCGGUUAAGCUCCCCGAAGGCCACCUGCCCGAGGUGGAGCUCAAGGAACCGGCGGCGGGCAUCGGACUGAAGGGCCACCUGCCCAAGGUGCACGUGCCCGGCAUCAAGGUGCCCAAGGUGGACCUCAAGGCCCCGCAGGUGGACAUCAAGGGGCCCAAGUUGGAGGUGAAGGGCGCCAAGGGCGAGGUGACGGCCCCCGACCUAGAGGUGUCCCUGCCCAGCGUGGAGGUGGACACCCAGGCACCGGGCGCCAAGCUGGAGGGCGUCCUGGCCCUGGGUGACAAGGAGGUGGGCGCCAAAGACAGCAAGUUCAAAAUGCCCAAGUUCAAGAUGCCAUCGUUCGGCGUGUCGGCGCCAGGCAAGUCCAUCGAGGCCGCGGUGGACGUGUCCCUGCCCAAGGCCCAGGCGGACGUGUCCCUGCCGUCCGUGCAGGCCGACGUGAAGACCAGUGACCUCAGCAUUGAGCUGCCGCCCGCCGAGCUGGACGUCAAGGCCGCCGAGGCGGCGGUUAAGCUCCCCGAAGGCCACCUGCCCGAGGUGGAGCUCAAGGAACCGGCGGCGGGCAUCGGACUGAAGGGCCACCUGCCCAAGGUGCACGUGCCCGGCAUCAAGGUGCCCAAGGUGGACCUCAAGGCCCCGCAGGUGGACAUCAAGGGGCCCAAGUUGGAGGUGAAGGGCGCCAAGGGCGAGGUGACGGCCCCCGACCUAGAGGUGUCCCUGCCCAGCGUGGAGGUGGACACCCAGGCCCCGGGCGCCAAGCUGGAGGGCGUCCUGGCCCUGGGUGACAAGGAGGUGGGCGCCAAAGACAGCAAGUUCAAAAUGCCCAAGUUCAAGAUGCCAUCGUUCGGCGUGUCGGCGCCAGGCAAGUCCAUCGAGGCCGCGGUGGACGUGUCCCUGCCCAAGGCCCAGGCGGACGUGUCCCUGCCGUCCGUGCAGGCCGACGUGAAGACCAGUGACCUCAGCACUGAGCUGCCGCCCGCCGAGCUGGACGUCAAGGCCGCCGAGGCGGCGGUUAAGCUCCCCGAAGGCCACCUGCCCGAGGUGGAGCUCAAGGAACCGGCGGCGGGCAUCGGACUGAAGGGCCACCUGCCCAAGGUGCACGUGCCCGGCAUCAAGGUGCCCAAGGUGGACCUCAAGGCCCCGCAGGUGGACAUCAAGGGGCCCAAGUUGGAGGUGAAGGGCGCCAAGGGCGAGGUGACGGCCCCCGACCUAGAGGUGUCCCUGCCCAGCGUGGAGGUGGACACCCAGGCACCGGGCGCCAAGCUGGAGGGCGUCCUGGCCCUGGGUGACAAGGAGGUGGGCGCCAAAGACAGCAAGUUCAAAAUGCCCAAGUUCAAGAUGCCAUCGUUCGGCGUGUCGGCGCCAGGCAAGUCCAUCGAGGCCGCGGUGGACGUGUCCCUGCCCAAGGCCCAGGCGGACGUGUCCCUGCCGUCCGUGCAGGCCGACGUGAAGACCAGUGACCUCAGCAUUGAGCUGCCGCCCGCCGAGCUGGACGUCAAGGCCGCCGAGGCGGCGGUUAAGCUCCCCGAAGGCCACCUGCCCGAGGUGGAGCUCAAGGAACCGGCGGCGGGCAUCGGACUGAAGGGCCACCUGCCCAAGGUGCACGUGCCCGGCAUCAAGGUGCCCAAGGUGGACCUCAAGGCCCCGCAGGUGGACAUCAAGGGGCCCAAGUUGGAGGUGAAGGGCGCCAAGGGCGAGGUGACGGCCCCCGACCUAGAGGUGUCCCUGCCCAGCGUGGAGGUGGACACCCAGGCCCCGGGCGCCAAGCUGGAGGGCGUCCUGGCCCUGGGUGACAAGGAGGUGGGCGCCAAAGACAGCAAGUUCAAAAUGCCCAAGUUCAAGAUGCCAUCGUUCGGCGUGUCGGCGCCAGGCAAGUCCAUCGAGGCCGCGGUGGACGUGUCCCUGCCCAAGGCCCAGGCGGACGUGUCCCUGCCGUCCGUGCAGGCCGACGUGAAGACCAGUGACCUCAGCAUUGAGCUGCCGCCCGCCGAGCUGGACGUCAAGGCCGCCGAGGCGGCGGUUAAGCUCCCCGAAGGCCACCUGCCCGAGGUGGAGCUCAAGGAACCGGCGGCGGGCAUCGGACUGAAGGGCCACCUGCCCAAGGUGCACGUGCCCGGCAUCAAGGUGCCCAAGGUGGACCUCAAGGCCCCGCAGGUGGACAUCAAGGGGCCCAAGUUGGAGGUGAAGGGCGCCAAGGGCGAGGUGACGGCCCCCGACCUAGAGGUGUCCCUGCCCAGCGUGGAGGUGGACACCCAGGCACCGGGCGCCAAGCUGGAGGGCGUCCUGGCCCUGGGUGACAAGGAGGUGGGCGCCAAAGACAGCAAGUUCAAAAUGCCCAAGUUCAAGAUGCCAUCGUUCGGCGUGUCGGCGCCAGGCAAGUCCAUCGAGGCCGCGGUGGACGUGUCCCUGCCCAAGGCCCAGGCGGACGUGUCCCUGCCGUCCGUGCAGGCCGACGUGAAGACCAGUGACCUCAGCAUUGAGCUGCCGCCCGCCGAGCUGGACGUCAAGGCCGCCGAGGCGGCGGUUAAGCUCCCCGAAGGCCACCUGCCCGAGGUGGAGCUCAAGGAACCGGCGGCGGGCAUCGGACUGAAGGGCCACCUGCCCAAGGUGCACGUGCCCGGCAUCAAGGUGCCCAAGGUGGACCUCAAGGCCCCGCAGGUGGACAUCAAGGGGCCCAAGUUGGGGGUGAAGGGCGCCAAGGGCGAGGUGACGGCCCCCGACCUAGAGGUGUCCCUGCCCAGCGUGGAGGUGGACACCCAGGCACCGGGCGCCAAGCUGGAGGGCGUCCUGGCCCUGGGUGACAAGGAGGUGGGCGCCAAAGACAGCAAGUUCAAAAUGCCCAAGUUCAAGAUGCCAUCGUUCGGCGUGUCGGCGCCAGGCAAGUCCAUCGAGGCCGCGGUGGACGUGUCCCUGCCCAAGGCCCAGGCGGACGUGUCCCUGCCGUCCGUGCAGGCCGACGUGAAGACCAGUGACCUCAGCAUUGAGCUGCCGCCCGCCGAGCUGGACGUCAAGGCCGCCGAGGCGGCGGUUAAGCUCCCCGAAGGCCACCUGCCCGAGGUGGAGCUCAAGGAACCGGCGGCGGGCAUCGGACUGAAGGGCCACCUGCCCAAGGUGCACGUGCCCGGCAUCAAGGUGCCCAAGGUGGACCUCAAGGCCCCGCAGGUGGACAUCAAGGGGCCCAAGUUGGAGGUGAAGGGCGCCAAGGGCGAGGUGACGGCCCCCGACCUAGAGGUGUCCCUGCCCAGCGUGGAGGUGGACACCCAGGCCCCGGGCGCCAAGCUGGAGGGCGUCCUGGCCCUGGGUGACAAGGAGGUGGGCGCCAAAGACAGCAAGUUUCACAUUCAUAAAGGCAGUGUUCUGUUUUUUGAGAAGGCUUCUACGAAAGUUUCUGGGAUUUCAGCUGAAGUUGUGGAAAGUGUUGUAGGUAGUGACAUAGUUAGAUUUUCAAGUAAAAUUACCUGUGUCAAAGUCAGUCCUGAUCAUUCUGUUCCCGAAGCUGGUGUUAAUGGCUGUUUACCUGUAGAAAAAAGUGACGGAGAAACCGUAGUCAAGAAAUCCAUCUUGCGAAUCCCUGAUGUCUUCUCUUCUGCGGGGAAAAUCUCUGAGGAGUCUGCAGCAGUUGCGGAUUCUGGAUUCCCCGUGUCCCCGAGCCCAUGUGCUGAGCCUGCAGAGCUGAGUGUCGGGGUGUCCUGUGCUGAGGCUGUGUUCACCAGGGAACCGUCCCUGCCGGCUCCCCGCCCACCCUGCCCGAGUUUCCCUUCAGAGACGCUCCAUCUCAGUCGUGGCCAAGUCGAGUCCCCAACCCGCUCCACCGACGGGGGCGUCACACUCACAAAGUACCAGGUGACCCUCCCCAGAGCUGCAGUCCCUGCCGAGCUCCCUCUGGAACCCGGCUCUGGGUCCCAGCAGGAUGCCUGCUUCCCCAGCACAGACAGUCCUGCUCUCUUGCAGCCCCAGGAUGGAGUUGCACUGUCCCAGACUGAAAGUCCCGUCAGCCCAGCGGAUCCCCUGCUUCCCCCUGCUUACGGCCGUGUGACUUUUCCUAAAUUUCAUCGACCAAAGUUCGGGUUUUCCAUCCCGAAAGCAGCUGGUCGUGAGUUGGAGCCCAGGGCCGUGGAGUUUGUCCCCACCCCGUCCCCUCCCCGCGCUGUGUGGGGACCGGCCUCCGCAGCUGAAGGGGCCCCAGAGCUCGGGUCUCCAGGCUCUCAGCCACCAUGCUCAGGUGUCUCCGUGUCAGGCAGCGCGGACACGGCCGUAUCGGCUGCAGGCGAGGCCAUGGCUGAAGAUGCUGACCGCGAAGGGAAGGGCAGUCCCUUAAAAAUGCUGAAAUUCAAGCUUCCAUCAUUCAGGAGGUCCCCGAAGAAGGGGGCGAGGCCCCUAGGGGAGCCUGGACACAGCCUGGAGGAAGCAAAACUCGGCGUGACGGUGGACACGGGUCCGACGUGUGUGCCACCCGGGCUUCCUGUUGCACCCACCGAGGUGGGCGUGGACGCGCCUCUGGAGAAGGACGUAGGGGAGGGGGCCACGAAGACGCCUGGCUGUGCCCAUGUGGGACCCGCACCUCCCAGGAUGCAGGCUUCAGUGAGAGGGGCUGGCCUGCCCCCAGGAGAUCCAGCUGCUUCAGCCUCCAGGCUCCCGGCAGAAGGUGACUCUCAUGCCUCACAGAAGGCUAGUGGUGAGGGUGGUGCUGGGGACACUGGCACAGUGGUGGACCUUCCAGAAGGAGUGGGCGUGGACCCCCAUCUGCCACAGGUCCAUUCCGCCCAUCUGGGCUUCGCCAGACCUGACCUCAGGCCCAGCGUGGCCAAGGUGGCGACCUCGUCUGCAAGCGGCCCUCUUCCCCGGCACGGCCUACCGCUGGGGGACGGCAGCCAAGGCCCCGGGCCUGGGGACACGUCAGCAAGCCAGCCUCAUGUGGAGGUAGCGGCCCCCUUAGCAGGAGAUCCCCUCUCGCCAUCCUGUGGGACAGCGGAUGCUGCAGCCCUCGUGCGGCAGAGCCCAGAGGAGGGCGCUGUGGCGGGCGUGCCAGGCUCGCAGCGGGGCUGGUUCCGAGCGCCGGCCCUGCGCCUGCCUGGCGUCCAGCGCCCUGCCGAGGCGCGAGGUGGGGAGGGGCUGCCGGGGCCUCCGGUGCAGGCACCUGCUGCCAGUGCUCCCGCGGAGGGCCCGGGGGCUCCUGGCUCCGAGGGGACAGCACCCAUGUCCCUGCAGCCCCCAGAGGCGGGCGCAGAAAGCACGUGUGGCACAGACGUUCUAAAGAGAAACCUUGACAUCAGAGGCUUGGAGCUGCACUGCCCUCCUGCACAGGCGCCUGCAGCUCACCUUUCCACUCCCGAGGUCAGGGUCCGUCCAGGCGAAGGCUGUCUCCCUCUUCACGUGCCCAGUGGGAGACUUUCAGAAACCCAGGCUCCCGCAGGAGAAACAGGCCGGGCUCCUGCUGGGCCACCAGGACUGGACCUUGCCGGUGGGGCAGGGGGAGCCGAGGACCGGUCCUCCCAGCCUGAAGGCCCUGUUAGGCUGAGGGCGUCCAGCACCGGCCUGCCGUCCCAGGUUUCUGUCGUCAACAUGGGUCAGCCCUGGGAAGGCUCUGUGCUAACUGUCAAACUGCCCAGGCUGGACAUGCCGCGGUUCACCUUCCCUGACCCCAGCUCCGAGGCUGACGUGUUCAUCCCCACCGUGAGCGAGGUGCGGUGCCCGGGGAGCAGCCUUGGUGACGCCCUGCGCACGCAAAGCCCGGGAGACUGGGGCGCCAGCAUCCUGAAGGCGGGCGCCGGGGUCCCGGGCGAGCAGCCUGUGGCCCUUGACCUCUCCCCAGAAGAUUCCCCCAUUUCCAAGGUCAGGGUGCACAUUCAGGGUGCUCAGGUAGAGAGCCCAGAGGUCACCGUCCGCAAGGUGACGGCAGAGUUAGAGGACCUCUCAGGACCCGAGGCUUUUUCCACUCAGAUUGUGCGGGAGUCAGAGAUUCCUGCGUCCAAGAUCCAAACAGCUUCUUACGGAUUUUCAUUGCUCAAAGUAAAGAUCCCAGAGCCCCCCAGGCAGGUCAGGGUCCAAGACCCCCGGCCAAGGGAGGGCUCGGGAGAGGCUUCCAAACGAGAUGCCCCGGAAGCAGACCCCGUUUCUGGAGACCUGCAGCCCGACACCGGAGAGCCGUUUGAAGUGAUCAUGUCCAGCACUGGCGUCCCUGAGCGGCCAGCAUUCACCCCUGAACUGUGCCCUGGCCUCCAGGGCGUGGACAGCUGCUCUGACGAGGAGGCUGCGGAAAUUCUCGAUUUUCCUCCGGAAGAAGACAGUGGGGAGGCAGCCGCAUGCCCGGCAGCGGAGGACAGGGCUCUACAAGAGAAACCAGAGGGUAAAAGGUCUUCUGGUCUGUUCCGGUCCUGGCUUCCAAACAUUGGGUUUUCUUCCUCUGGCGAAGAGACAUGCGCAGAUCCCCGAGAGGAAGUCCGCAGGUCGGCUCCCGUCCAGACACAGCCUGGGGUGCCGCCCGAGGCACAGCUACCUAAGAAACAGGAAAAGGCGGGCUGGUUCCGACUUCCCAAGUUAGGGUUCUCGUCCUCUCCUACCAAGAUGAGCAAAAGCCCUGAAGAUGAGGCAGCCCUGGCGGAACAAAAACCCCAAGAAGAAGCCAUCACCUUUUUCGACGCCCGAGAAAGCUUCUCCCCCGAGGACAAGGAGGAGGGGGACCAGGCAGAGGCGGCAGGUGCCGGGCCAGGCACCAGAGCAAUGGUGACACCCGCGGCAAGAACGGAGCUGAUCCUGCUGGAGCAGGACAGAGGGGCCCGGGACGUGCCCGCCCCCGGCCCUGCCACCAAGUGAGGGCGGACAGACGUACAGAUGACGCCAGGAAGCGGGUGCUGGGCCCAAGCUUCCACCCUGACGAUGCGUGUGUCCACCUCGAUUCUGGAACCGAGAACAGAGCAGAAGCGCCUGAGGCCAGCCAGGCUGCCGUCACACAGCCCUCCUACGGUGGGACCCACACUUGCCCGGCUCCCCACGAGUCACCGGGACAUGCUGCUGCUUUGAGAAGGGCUGUGAUGACCGUGGGUGUAGACGUAGGUUGGGUCUUACUCCUGUCCUGCUGUUGCUGCUUCCUGGUGAGUGUAGUUUCCCUAGUUCAGGCAGAGUCUGGUGUCUUCCAGGAAACCCCGUUACCUGCUCACUUAUCAUGAACUCGCACCCUUGUUGGAUGUCUUGCCAAGACAUGCUUUGGGACGCUCUGCGUGACGAUGCACACACCCUGUGGGCAGACUGGUGGGGGCUGGUGGCCACCUGGCGGCCGUGCUCAGUGCAGUUGUGGGCAGGCGCGCCAGCACAGGUGGACCAGACGUCCCUGAGUUCCCGCCAGCCAUCUGUGCCCAUCUGCUUGCUUGCAGUGCCCCCUGCAGCGUGCACAGCCCCAUGCCUGGCCCCAGCCCCUUAUGUACACACUGCCACCAGGCUGCAGGUGACGUCUACUCGGCUGUUCCCAGGAAGGGCAGUAAAGGACAUUCUGCAUC
This is a messenger RNA of Camelus dromedarius (Arabian camel), 14981 nucleotides long. It is a transcript of the gene AHNAK2, whose product is annotated as AHNAK nucleoprotein 2. The record is from RefSeq and is a predicted model, not a curated record. The transcript has 7 exons. NCBI's taxonomy places the organism in Eukaryota, Metazoa, Chordata, Mammalia, Artiodactyla, Camelidae. The coding region runs from base 58 to 14301 and encodes 4747 amino acids. Gene Ontology annotation, biological process: regulation of RNA splicing. Gene Ontology annotation, molecular function: protein binding. Gene Ontology annotation, cellular component: cytoplasm; costamere; nucleus.